CAGCUCAAGGAACAUAAUAUUCAAAGCAGUUAUUCUGUCACAAGUCAAUCAUUAAUGCAAAGGCCAGUUGGGAUGUAUGGCAGCAUGGGAGGAACAGAUAAUCCUGAUGGAACAGACUCUGUCGAGCAACAAGAAAUUGUAUUUGGAKAUCAAAACAGUGMUGAUGGGAGACCAAAGAGAUAUUUUCCAGACAGUUGGCAAAUGCAAUGUUGGGGCAAGUGUUGUGAAAGUAUUCUAKGAUCAGACAAGCCAAUACCAAAGUUUAUUGCACAAUUCUUUGUUACACCCCUAACAAAUGUAACUGGACUAAGCCUACACUAUCAGUUAUACCUCAACGAGAUAUUUCAUACAACAUUUUUGACAAGACUGGGUCACCAUUUAUUUAUGCCCUUAAUUGUACUUAUGAUGCUGAUAUUUUUUGGUCAAUUUCGUAUUGUCCURGAUAAUGAUGUCACAAGCUGCUAUAAAACAAACAAUUUUGAAGUACUGAUUCUAAAUGGCACUCUCUUCCUUGCUGUUCUGUUAUUCCUAUGGUAUACAGCGUGGGGUCUGUUGCAAAAGACUUAUUGGAUGGGGGUAUUCAUGAUACUCCCCUUGAUUAUUCUGGUCAUCCUGGCCAACAUCUACUUCCAACUUGCUGUCAAGAACACUAUGCUCAUCAAAAAUAAGAUGGCCCCUUGUGAUGUUUGCUGGAAUCAUACCAAAUAUGCUAAUGGUGUCAUUCACUUCUAUAAUAUCUUUGACCUGAUGGAAUGGUAUUUCAACCCUGUCCUUUGGGCUGGCAUUUUAUCAAUGUUUCAAUCUUUGAGCCACAUCUUUGAACCCAAGAUUCCUCCCCGUGUCUCACAGACUGCACACUGGAUGAGCUGUACACAUAUGUGUAUGAGAAUGGGCUACACCAAAACACUAUGCAUCUUGUCACUUCAAGCACUGUURGGGGCAGUAGAUGAGUUCCUUGCUUCAGCAAGACUGCUUCCUAUAUUGAUCCUGAGGGUAUGCUAUGAGCUUGGUUAUCAAACAAAAGAAUGGGAGAGGAUGAAAUUGUUGGUUAAGAUGUGUAUGGAAUAUGGUGAUCCUGCGUUAGACUUCAUUGGUAUUGGUGGAGCUGGUCACCCCUCUACCAGCUCAAUUGUCUUUAAAAAAGAUGUAUCUAUUGGUGAACUCAAAAAUGAAGUGUCAUCAAUGAGAAAUGCCUUAACACCUCACCAACAAAGAGUACUAUUGGAACCAGCCAUGAUGCAGUCAUACAGAAAAAAUGGAAGAGUUGACCCAUUCUUGCAACAUUAUGUGACUCUGCGCCACUARGUGGCACAGUAUGCCUUACAGGUUCAUGCAUAUGGCCCAUUUAGGAUGGGACAUGAUGAUGACAAAGCAAAGCUAGAUACUSAAAGGAUGAACCGAGAUUUUGGUGAUAAUUCCAGCUUUGUUAAUUUUCUUCAUCAAGUAAGGUUUGGUCUAUGGAGAAUGGAGGAUGAUUUGAUCAAUAGACGACAAUUUUCUGGUUGCUGUGAACCUUCACUGGAAGAAAUCUAAUUAUAGAAUAGUAAUAUAGAAGGGUAUUCUAACUGAGGUAUUGUAACACAUUGUUGUAAUUCAAUUAGGGACCUUAGGAUACACUAACAAUAAAUUCUUAUACAAUUUAAAUAAAGUAAUUACUAGCAAUCCCACUCUCUGACAAUCAUUACUGACAGUUGAAACAGCUUUUUAAACUUGGUGGCACAGGUGGUCUAGUGGUUAAGCUGCUGGRCUCUCACCACUGUGGUCUGGAUUGGUUUCCUGUGCACGGACCACAUGUGAGUUUGAGUUUGUUUGGUGUGUUGUUCUGUUGUGUGCUAAAAUACUUAAUGUAGAGGUAGUAAAAGUGGGAGUACAGGGUCCGCAGUAAUUGGCUCA
This is a messenger RNA of Exaiptasia diaphana, 1893 nucleotides long. RefSeq lists its product as uncharacterized. Bases 55 to 1533 code for a protein of 492 amino acids. The transcript has 8 exons. Lineage: Eukaryota; Metazoa; Cnidaria; Anthozoa; Actiniaria; Aiptasiidae. The record is from RefSeq and is a predicted model, not a curated record.